AUGUCAAAACCUACUCUGAUCUUUUCGCCUGGCGCGUGGUACCCACCGACUGCAUUUGACCCGCUCAUCGAAAGACUAGAUGGCUACAAUUGUCAUACGAUUGCCUUUCCAUCUAUUCAAGAGGCGACUUCCGUGCAAGAUCUCCAGCCCGACAUCGCCGCUGUGCGAUCCGUCGUGCAGCAGGAAGCGGAUGCGGGCCGCGAUAUCAUUCUGGUCACUCAUAGUUGGUCGGGCCUACCAGUCAACAGCGCCCUGGACGGGCUCAGCAAGGCAGAUCGCGAAAAGGUUGGGCAGCAUGGCGGUGUCGUCAAGCUGGUCUUCCUUUCGGCCUUCAUCCCGGAUGUCGGCGAAAGUCUGAUCGGUGCGUUUGGGGGGCGUCCCACCGAGUUGGUAUGUGCGAAAUAUAUCAAGCAGGAAAGUGAGGGCACAGUCACCGCGGAUGACCCCUUUACAUUAUUUUUCCACGACGUCCCCGAUGGAGAGCAAUGGGCCCAGACCCUUCGUCCACACGCGUGGGCCACCAAGAACGCUCCAGCCACGAGUGCGGCCUACCUGCAAAUUCCUUCUGCAUAUCUGCUGUGUGAAGAAGACCGUGCGAUCCCACUCGCUGUGCAACAGCUGAUGGUGGAUCGGGCGCAGCAGAAAGGCGCUAAGAUCGAGACAGAAAAGAUCAGCACCGCACAUUCACCCUGGCUUGCCGCUCCAGACCAGGUGGCGGCGUAUAUUCGGAAACACGCUGGUGAGAAUUAA
Molecule: messenger RNA, 750 nt
Organism: Penicillium macrosclerotiorum
Lineage: Eukaryota; Fungi; Ascomycota; Eurotiomycetes; Eurotiales; Aspergillaceae
Product: alpha/beta hydrolase
Exons: 2
Coding region: 1-750 (249 amino acids)
Source: RefSeq, a predicted model, not a curated record